This is a messenger RNA of Rhodamnia argentea, 2370 nucleotides long. Its product is annotated as receptor-like protein 9DC3. NCBI's taxonomy places the organism in Eukaryota, Viridiplantae, Streptophyta, Magnoliopsida, Myrtales, Myrtaceae. Gene Ontology annotation, molecular function: protein binding. Bases 28 to 2331 code for a protein of 767 amino acids. The transcript is spliced from 2 exons. The record is from RefSeq and is a predicted model, not a curated record.
CUCAAGUUGGAAAAUCCGAUCUUCACAAUGCUUGCUCAAAACCUAACAGUAUUGAGAAAGCUUGUUCUUGAUAAAACAAACAUGUCCAUGGUUUCACCAAAGUCCUUUGUGAAUUUGUCUUCUUCUUUGACACAUUUAAGCGUUUAUAGUUGUUCCUUAAGGGGGAUAUUCCCGGUUAGUUUUUUUCAAUUCCCAAACCUUACUACUCUCGUUAUCAGUUACAAUGAAGACAUGUCAGGGAUUCUUCCCAAAUCGAAUUGGACUGGUCCUCUUGCCUACUUGUCUCUCACGGGGUGCAAAUUCACCGGACCCAUCCCCUCAGCAUUGAGAAAUCUCAAACAACUCCAAGCUCUAUUUCUUGACAUGAAUAACUUUAGCGGGGUGGUAGAGUUUGAAAUCUUUACGAAGCUUCAAAAUCUACAGAGGCUUAGUGUUUCUCAGGAACUAAAUCUAACCUACAAUAGACUGAGCCACGCAUUCCCGAAGCUUGAAUGGUUACGGAUGCGAUCUUGCAACUUGGCCAAGUUUCCUUUUUUCCUGAAUUCGUUAGAAAGAUUAAAACUCUUAGACCUCUCUUCCAAUGGCAUUAGUGGGGAGAUCCCGAGGUGGUUCUGGGGAAUAAGCCAUGAUACGUUAGAAUCCUUAGAUCUUUCUCAUAACCUUCUGGAGGGAGCUAUACCACAAUUGUACUGGAAGAGAUUGUCCGUUAUGGAACUUCAGAACAAUUCAUUCCAAGGACCACUCCCUAUCCCUCCACCUUCUACUUUGUACUUUGAUGCCUCUCGCAAUGGUUUCACUGGUGAGAUCCCCUCUUCGAUUUGUCAGUUGAGCUCACUCAAUCAUUUGAAUUUGUCUAACAAUAAUCUCUCCGGGAACAUGCCACAAUGUUUUGGAAAUAUGAUCAGUCUUGCGUCUCUAGACUUGAGCAGCAAUAGGUUCCAAGGGCCAUUACCGCACUCCCAAGUGUCAUUAUUUCUCGGUCACCAAGAAUUCAAUGAUAUCUUCUCAAACACCUCAUUACGCGUAAUAAAUCUGUCCAACAACAAGUUUGGAGGGCCAAUUCCACUUCCAUCUCCCAUGACAUCUUAUUAUUCCAUUGCAAGUAAUAUGAUAAUAGGAAAAAUCCCUUCUUUGUUAUGCAAUGCUACCAAGCUCCAGCUUAUCGACUUGUCAAACAACAGCUUAAUAGGUAGCUUGCCUCGGUGCUUAGUAAACUUUAGCACCGAUCUGUCAAUUUUGAACUUGCGAAUGAAUCACCUUGAGGGCACAAUUCCUCAAUCAUUUUCUCCGAGAAGUAGCUUGAUGACUCUUGAUUUUAGUCAAAAUCGGUUUGAAGGCAUGUUACCCCAGUCCCUUGCCAAAUGUAAAUAUCUUGAAGUAUUGGAUAUCAGUAGCAAUCAGAUAGAGGAUACAUUCCCGAGGUGGUUGGGCAAACUUCCGGAGUUACAAGUUCUCAUUUUGAGGUCCAACAAUUUUAAGGGUCUUUUGGAUAUUCCGAAGGGGGCUAACCUCUUUCCCAAGUUACGCAUUUUGGAUCUCUCCAGAAACAAUUUCGGCGGUCCUUUGCCCGCCGACUUGAUAAUCAACCUUAGAGGCAUGAUGAAUGGCAGAAAUGCGCAAGAAAAGUCAUUAUAUAUGACACGGUCUUUCCAACUGGCAUCAUAUGAAAAUUCCGUGACUGUGAUGAUGAAAGGAGUGGCGACUAAGCUAGUGAAGAUCUUGUACAUCUGCACAACCAUCAACUUGUCGCACAAUUUUUUCCAAGGAGACAUACCUGGAGUCUUUGGAUAUCUCCACUCUCUCAAAGGGCUCAACUUGUCACACAACCACCUCACAGGUUCCAUCCCUGCAACUCUAGGACACUUGACUAAUCUUGAAACGCUUGAUCUCUCUUCGAACGAGCUUAAUGGGGAAGUUCCUAGAGUAUUGGGAGAUUUGGCAUCCCUUGGGUACCUAAACCUCUCGAAGAACCAACUCACUGGUCGAAUUCCUCAAGACAAGCAAUUGAGCACAUUUUCAAGCAACUCAUUUAGUGGGAAUCCAAGCUUAUGUGGAACUCCAUUGCCAAAAGCAUGCCUUGGGGAUGCUCCACCUCCUCCACCACCGUCCUCGUCAACUUUUGACCGCGAUGGGCAUGAGAGUUGGUUCAAACAGAAAGCAAUGUGGAUAGGAUAUGCAUCCGGAAUCGUAAUUGGUAUUUCCAUAGCAUACAUUGCAUUCGAAACGGGAAGGCCCAGAUGGCUAGCGCGAGGUGUGAGAAUGCUGGAGGGAAGAACAGCCGAGUGGAUGAAGAAGGCAAAUGGGAAGGCCAUCAAAUUUCAUGGACAAUGAAAUUGUUUGAGGAGUUUUCUCUUUAAACUACGCAACGUA